This is a messenger RNA of Penicillium antarcticum, 2568 nucleotides long. RefSeq lists its product as uncharacterized. NCBI's taxonomy places the organism in Eukaryota, Fungi, Ascomycota, Eurotiomycetes, Eurotiales, Aspergillaceae. The record is from RefSeq and is a predicted model, not a curated record. The transcript has 4 exons. The coding region runs from base 1 to 2568 and encodes 855 amino acids.
AUGAUUUCCACGCGCUUCCACCAUCCCCAACGCUUAAUCUUAGCUGUCUUGGUGCUGUCGGGUCUCUGUUCCAAAUUAUUGCACAUAUACCAACACCGCUCGUUGCCCCUAUAUCUGCUCGCGUUAUAUUUCCCUACUUUCUUUAUCGAAGAGGCUUUUCUCUUUGGCUUAGUAUGGCUUUUAUUGUAUACAACCUCCGGUCGGUGGUCGGUGGCUGCAAUUGUCAUCUCCGCUAUUCUCGCGUUCGUUUACCGUUCCUCUUUUAGUCCAAUUACCAAGCGCGAUUCAACGGCAUCGCAGGUCAGUUUCUAUUCUUCAACCGGAAGCGAGAUUCGAUGGGAUGCUGCCCGCUCGGUGGGUGCCAGUCGCCAAGGAAUGAAAUUGAUCUUGAGUGGCAUGGCGACUAUGGUCGCCGCGGCGACUGUUAUCGGCGUUGCAUCGUGGCUUUCGGCCCAGGGAAUCUGGACUUUGAUGAGCCGGUGGCUAUGCGCCUUGUUGAAUAUUAGAGGCGACACCAAGACAACGCCUGCGCAACAGUCUGGGCCUUCGGAUUUGAGGAGUCUAUACUACAAUAGAUCUCGCUUUUGGACGCUUGUUGGAUGUGGUGUGACUCUCGGAUUGUGGCUCAUUCGACCGGCUAUACCGUAUAAUCAUAUGACCGGGGCACUUCCGUUCGUCAUGCUUGGUGAAGGCUCUCGUGCCCGUCAAAUUACUGUCGGCUCGUUCCCUCUGCCGGAAUUAUUGGGUCCGGAAUUCCACGAAGCUGCCAAUGGCCAUUAUAAAGGAUGGGCGCCGACAAUGGACGACGAGGGUAAUCGGGGGUACGGCAAAGAUAAGCCUGCUUGGGCGCAGGGUCCUUUGCCUCUCGCGUUCGAGAGAUGGAUUGUCAAUUCUGAAGCUAAGUUGACUGGGGUUACGGAUACAUCUCGAACGCAGAUUUUCGAAAAAGAGAAUCCUGGCAACCGGAAUAAGACGAUCGAACCACGACAAUACUUCUAUAACCCUAGCCAGGAUCCCAUGCGCAUCACCAACCUCGAUCUGGGUCCACUUGAACCUCUGCAGGAGGCAUUGAAAGACCAUGCCAUCCCGAUCAACCAUAUCGUCUUUGUGUUUUUGGAAAGUGGCCGGAAGGAUCUUUUCCCUCUGAAGACCGACUCUCGUCUUUACGAACAGAUCCGUGAAACAUACGACAUCUACUCGGAUGAAGAUGUAGAGGAUUUACAUGACAAGCUGUCUUUGAUCACUCCAUUCGCAGAAAUGCUCACUGGAGAAGAAUCCGGGUUUGGUCAAUCUAAAGGUAUAGACACGGAACGCGGAGGUAUCAGCUUCGACGGGAUAUUGUCUGGGAGCAGUCUCAGCGCCAAAUCUCGUCUCGUCAACUACUGCGGUCUAGGUCCAUUACCGGUGGACUUUAUGCACGAGAAUGAUAUCAUUCCCUAUCAGCCGUGUCUGAUGCACAUUAUGGAUCUAUUCAAUCAGCGCAAAAACGCCUCAUCCCGCUCUGAAAAUUCCACCAAUGAUCCCCGCGAGCGUGAAUGGCAGACCCUUUACGCGCAGUCUGUUACUGGAGGUUUCCAGGACCAAACUGAGCUCAUGGACUUGCUUGGUUUCAAUCAAUCCUUGUACUCCGAAGACAUCGACUUUGACAAUGCGAAGUAUUACCACGAUGACAUGGAGAAGAUUAACUACUUCGGCUACGCCGAAACCGAAAUCGGUCCUUACAUCAGAGACAUGAUCAACGAGACCCUGUCUCAGAAUAAGAGACUCUUCCUCUCCCAUUUUACCAGUACCACCCACCACCCCUGGGGUACGCCCGAAGGCUACCGCCGCGAAAAUUACUUCGGAAACAAACAACACUCACAGCACGAAGCAAUGGACAACUUCCUCAACGCAAACAGCUUCGUCGACGCCUGGCUCGAAGAGCUAAUGGAAAUGCUCACGGAAGCCGGCAUCGCCAACGAAACCCUAACAGUCUUCGUUGGAGAUCACGGCCAAGCCUUCCGAGAAGACAGCCCAGUGACAGGAACCUACCAAAACCCCCACAUAUCCAACUUCCGCGUGCCACUCCUAUUCCACCACCCCCUCCUACCACGCUUACACCUCAACGUGAACGGCAGCGCCAUGUCAAUCCUCCCAACAAUCCUCGACCUCCUAAUAACAACAUCCUCCCUAAACGAAGCAGACACGACAAUCGCCCAAGAUCUAAUAAACGAAUACGAAGGCCAAUCCCUCAUCCGCCCAUACCGCACUUCCCACAACGGCCGCGAAGCAUGGAACAUGGGCGUUAUCAAUGCCGGCGGGACGAUACUUAGCGUUGGAUCGGCUGCUGUGCCGUGGCGGUUGAAUCUGCCGUUGAGUAACGAUUUCGAGUAUCGAUUUACAGACUUGCAGAGCGAUCCGUUUGAGUUGAAGCCUGCUACGGCUUGGUCUAUGGGAGGUCUUGCUGCGGAGGUUUAUUCCAGGUUUGGGGCUGAGGCUGUGGAUUGGAUGAUGAAGGCGGAGAAGGUUGGGCUUUGGUGGGUUACUGAGCGGAAGAAGUUGUGGAAUUAUGAGGAUGAGGAGGAAUAG